AUGCGAUAUUUCACCGUUUUUCUGACGGCUUUGCCCAUUUUUGGAGUAAUUUCAGUGGAUAAAUUCGAGAUGCCCGAGUUUUUUGAGAUUAAUGUCAAUCGUGAAAAUCCAGACGAGAUUUAUAAGGCUUUUGAGGAUUUUAAGAUUAAAUACCACCGAAAGUAUAAGGAUGAGUCGGAGGCUCAGCAAAGAUUCAACAACUUUGUGAAGUCAUACAAUAGUGUUAAUGCUCUAAACGCAAAAUCCGCCGAACGUGGACUCGACACGAAGUUCGCAAUCAACAAAUUUGCUGAUCUAUCAUCGCAAGAGUUCAGUGGCCGCCUCUCUCACGCUGCUCCAAAUAAUACGGGCAUUCCAAUGCUCGACUUGGAAAAAGAUAAAUCUUUUUUUCGCGCAACCGAGACAAACAAAACAAGACAUAAACGGAGAUCGACGAGAUACCCCGACUACUUUGAUCUGAGAACCGAAAAAGUGAAUGGGCGGUUCAUAAUUGGUCCUGUCAAGGAUCAAGGAAAGUGUGCUUGCUGUUGGGGGUUCGCGGUGGCUGGUUUAGUGGAGACAGUCAAUGCAGCGAAUGAAGGGAGAUUUACAUCUCUCUCGGAUCAAGAACUCUGCGACUGUGGAACGGAGGGAACCCCUGGUUGUCAGGGAGGUAGCUUGGUACUAGGUGUGGAGUAUGUCAGAAGGUACGGACUUUCGGCCGAAGAAGAUUAUCCAUAUGAUCAAGCACGUGCGUACUCGACAGACCAAUGUCGAGCAAGGAUGACGGAAAGAGUUGUGAGAGCGAAAUCGUUCAACUUUGCAAGGAUCAACACCAGGAAAGCUGAGGAACAGAUCAUUCAUGUGCUCACAAAAUGGAGAGCUCCAGUGGCUGUCUACUUCAAAGUGGGAGAACAGUUCAAACAUUAUGAGAGAGGUGUCAUUAUCGACGAUGACUGCAGAGGCGCCAAAGACUGGCACGCUGGAAUAAUUGUUGGAUAUGACACAAUCCGAGAUAACCGUGGACGAUCCUACAACUAUUGGAUUAUUAAAAACUCAUGGGGUGAUUGGGCAGAAGAAGGGUACGUGCGAGUAAUUCGAGGACAAGAUUGGUGUGCGAUCGAAGACAGCCCAAUGACUGGGGAUAUUCGGAGUCAUGAUGACUAUUAUUAA
Messenger RNA from Caenorhabditis remanei, 1152 nucleotides. RefSeq lists its product as uncharacterized. Gene Ontology annotation, molecular function: cysteine-type endopeptidase activity. The transcript has 7 exons. Gene Ontology annotation, cellular component: lysosome. The record is from RefSeq and is a predicted model, not a curated record. Bases 1 to 1152 code for a protein of 383 amino acids. Lineage: Eukaryota; Metazoa; Nematoda; Chromadorea; Rhabditida; Rhabditidae.